UGUUUUCCUUUUCUUGUAAGAAAUGUGCUCUCAUUUUGUAUGAAUAUUUUUUUGAGAAUUGUGGAAUGACGUAGGGGAAUACACCAUACUGUAUUUGGCAACCUUGGCUGGGAGGGAAUCGAAAUUUGGUUUUCAUUCAUUGGGUUUGUGGCUUUUCCAUACUUUGAAACGUUUUGUGUAGAGUUGCAGAAGGCGCUGUCACACAUUUAUCUGAUGAUGAGGACAUAUUUUUAGUUGUAAUUCACAGUUUUAUACAAUUACAAUAUGGUCGCUAUAAAGGAGUUGUAAAAUUAGUGCUGGAUAGGUUAUAAAUUGACUGUGGGACUGAGCGCAAUGUUGGGAUCAUCUAUUCGACAGAUCGGUGCCCGCCUUCGCGAUGCUUCAGUUACUUCGAGUGAAUUGUGUGAAGCUGCCGUACGGCGAGCUGAAAAAAUUAAGGAAUUGAAUGCGUUUGUUACCGUAACGAAAGAUGUUGCAUUCGAUGGAGCCCAACAGUCAAAUUUUCGAUUUUCGAAAGGGAAACCUAUUGGACCUCUUGAUGGAGUUCCUAUUGCGGUGAAAGAUAACUUUUGUACUCAGGGAGUGCAGACUACUUGUGCUUCAAGAAUGUUAGAGACAUUUAAUCCCAAAUAUAAUGCCACUGUUGUUCAAAAUCUGUUGGAUGCAGGUGCUGUAUUGUUAGGGAAAUGUAAUAUGGAUGAGUUUGCAAUGGGGAGUGGUACUGUUGAUUCAUUCUGUGGACCUACAAAAAAUAUAUGGCGAUCGAAGUUUGAUCCCUCAGUCCAAAAACAAAAUGCUAGUGGGGAUGGUCCUAAUAGCCAAGAUUGGCAUAAUUGGCAUAUUGCUGGAGGCAGUUCAGGAGGCUGUGCUGUGGCUGUGGCAAGUGGGGCAGUAUUUGCGUAAAGAUCUGCUUAAUGUUCUAGUUGCUAUUAUAUAACCAUGUUUGUUAACAUCAAGUUUUCAACAUUUUCAAGUGUAAAAAUUGAAUAAGACUUCCCAUCGAGUUGAGUAAUUCUUUUUUGUAUUAGUUAUUUCCAACUUCAUAUAGUAUGCCUGGUUUUCUAGAUAUCUUGAAAUAAAGCCCAACUAUUUUCCUGAAUUGGAGAUGUAUUAAAAGUAGAGGUGCAAUAAUAUAAAGACUUGAAACUUAGUUCAAGAUGAGAAUUAAUAUUAUGAAUCAUUUAAUUAAUCAUAAAUGAGCCCUAAUUUGUUUUAGCCUAAAGAUUUCAAAAUUGGAAGGAAAGUAUUACAACAAAUAAGUAUUACUUUGACUUGAUUUCAAAGUUAAUAAAACAGAAAAUGUGUUAUGAAAAAACUUGCUCAACAUGACAUUUUUCCAUUAUUUUUCAAUAGAGGUCACGGGAAGGUUUUUAAAGAAUUGUACGUGCCCAAUUUGGUGACUCUCUUAGGAAGCUAACCAUAAUUUUCUCACUAAUUGAAUUAAGAGUUCAUUAAUUAUUUCAGAAAUUUUAUUUUGUGUAGUAUAUUCAAUGUUCUGAAAAUAUUGUAUUAUAUGAAAUUGAGGUCUGGAUGUAAGUGGCGUUUGCUUAAUUAUUGAAAAUUAUGGAUUCAAUGUUUAGGAAGUGUUCUCUCCCCCGCAGCAAUAUUAUUCUGUAACUGCUGAUAAUAUUUUGAGUAUAGUAAACAUUGGCAUACUUUUCGUUUUAUCUUCCUUGAGUGCAUUUAUGAUGAAUUAAUUUUUAGGAAUAAUAAUGAUAUUUCAACAAAUUUGCGCAUGUACACAUUAUGUCAAGACAUUUUUACUAAAAUGUAGAGUUAGUUUAGAGUUACUUUAGAGUAUCUGCUUAUAAUUCCAGGAGGUAAAAACAAUUAUUGAAUCUGCCUGAUUUUAAUUUAUUUUUUAAUGUGUAAUCAUACUUGUUGGUGAAAUGCAUUCUGUUUGUAUAUGUAGGGCUUUAGGCUCUGAUACUGGCGGUUCUACCAGAAACCCAGCUGCAUAUUGUGGGCUUGUGGGAUAUAAACCAACUUACGGUCUACUUUCACGACAUGGGCUCAUUCCUCUUGUGAACUCUAUGGAUGUUCCUGCGGUUCUUACUAGGACUGUAGAUGAUGCUAUUCUAGUUCUAGACACUGUUGCUGGUUGGGAUGCUAAGGAUUCAACAUCUAUUACUAUUGAUGAGAGACCUGCAUGUAUUGUGAAUGAUCAAAAUAUACAAAACAUUUGUGUUGGCAUUCCAACUGAGUACCAUUCUCCAGGUCUUUCAGAAGAGGUCUUAGAAGCUUGGAAUAUAGUGGCAGACAUAUUUGAACACGCAGGUGCCAAAGUAAUACAGGUAUCGUUGCCUCAUACACCAGCAUCAAUGCUUGUUUAUUCUGUACUUAAUCAAUGUGAAGUAGCUAGUAAUAUGGCUCGCUAUGAUGCUAUUGGAAUUUGGUUUACGAUUCUUCAGAGAGUGAAUCUAGUGAUGAACUUUUUGCAUCUUCACGAAGAAAGGAUUGGAGAAGUUGUGCGAAGUCGCGAGUUUAGCUGGAAAUUAUUUCUUAUUACAAAGGGGCGAUGUAUUUUUGAUAGCAUCUCAUUAAAACAUAAAAAUUACACAAAAUAUUUUGUGCAAGCCCUAAAGGUUCGCAGACUUAUUGUUAACGAUUUUGAACGAGUGUGGUCCUCUGGAGUGGAUGUACUUCUGACUCCCACUACCCUAAGUGAUGCUCCACAAUACAAAGAUUUCAUUCGUUUGGAAAAUCAGCAACAAUGUGCGAUGCAAGAUUAUUGCACACAACCUGUAAAUCUGGCAGGAUGCCCAGCCAUUUCAGUUCCCAUAAAGUUGUCAAAAAAUGGACUUCCUAUUAGUUUACAGUUGAUAGGGAAGUUUUCUAAUGACAGAAUGUUGCUUUCGGUUGGUAGGUUUAUUGAAGAUGCUGUAAAGUUCCCUAGACUAAACUUGAAUGAUUGAUAUUAAGAUGUAGUGUAAAUAUAAGUAGUAAAAAUAUUUUAUAUUUGUAAAUGGUUCUCUUUCAUUGAAGUUUGUGACUUAAUGAUCUAGGGCUGAAUUCAUAGUCAUCUCGUACACUGAGUGUUCCCUAAAGUGAAUGAAUCAUAUUCAUAAAGAGCCCUUGACUGAAGUCUUAAGUGAGCACUCAUUCCUAUAAGCAAGGCAGCCUCUCCCUUAAGUGUCCCUUAUGGCUCCCUCACAUCGUCAGUC
Molecule: messenger RNA, 3164 nt
Organism: Gryllus bimaculatus (two-spotted cricket)
Lineage: Eukaryota; Metazoa; Arthropoda; Insecta; Orthoptera; Gryllidae
Source: the annotation of a GenBank genome assembly